Drosophila erecta is the source of this 1219-nucleotide messenger RNA. It is a transcript of the gene Stlk, whose product is annotated as putative serine/threonine-protein kinase STE20-like. The record is from RefSeq and is a predicted model, not a curated record. Gene Ontology annotation, biological process: protein phosphorylation. Gene Ontology annotation, molecular function: protein kinase activity; ATP binding. NCBI's taxonomy places the organism in Eukaryota, Metazoa, Arthropoda, Insecta, Diptera, Drosophilidae. The transcript is spliced from 4 exons. The coding region runs from base 91 to 1122 and encodes 343 amino acids.
CUGUGGGAAUCGGAUAUUAAUUACGUGCUCUGAUGAUGAGAAUCAAUUGUAUUUGUUGGUCAGGGUCAAAUAAUUAGAAAUUUAUUUAUUAUGUGUAGUAACAAUAUAUAUAAUUACAAACUGUUAGAAAUACUUAAAAGUGGGAAAAUCAGAACGGCUUAUAAAGCAAAAGAUUUAAACAAUAAAUGUUUGGCUAUUAUAAAAGUUUCUGUGGAUCAGCCAAUGGAAAAGCUUACACUUUUGAGCAAUGAAGUUUUAAAUAUUCGUCGGCUUAAACAUAGAAAUAUAAAUACAAUCGUCAGUUGCUUUUUGUACAAGCAGUAUGUUUAUCUAACUUACAAUUUUAUGUGUUUUGGAGAUUGUGAAAUGCUGCUUAAAAACGAGUAUACUUCUGGGUUUCCCGAGGUUGUAAUAGCACUAAUUUUAAAGGAUGUAUUAUCAGCGCUUACUUAUAUUCACUCUGAACAUUAUGUACAUGGAUCUAUAAGGGCUAAGCACAUACUUAUAAGUCCAAGAAAAGCUGUUAUAUCAAAUUUUAGUUACUGUCAAAGUUUUAUUAGUCAUGGAGAAAAAAAACCGUUUAUAUUUGGAUCAACGGUGGGAAUAGAAAAAGAGUUGUAUUGGACGGCGCCAGAAGUUUUAUAUCAAAAUCUUUCCGGUUACACUGAAAAAAUAGAUAUUUAUUCCAUCGGAAUUACUUGUUGUGAAAUGGCAAAUGGUUUUCAACCGUUUAAAGACACAGAAUUAACAUACAUGUAUAUUGAAAAAGUGCGUGGAACCCUGCACUUGCUACUGGAUAAAAGCAGCCUACUGGAAAAUCAAGGAUCUGUAUCAAUGGAUCACACAAUUAAAGGAAUUGCUCGUGAUGUAAUUGUUAGCAAAUCAUUUUCGGAAGACUUUCAUCAAUUCGUUGAACUCUGCUUGAAUAAAAAUCCUUUAUCUCGAUGGGCUGCAUCAAAAUUAAUGACACAUUCGUUUCUUAAACAAUGCCGGAAUACCAGUCUUUCAGACCAAUUAAAAGGCCAAGAAAUAUCAAAACAUAAAAUAAAAGAACAUGAAGUAUUUUAUGAUGCGAGGGGCAGCCACAUCCCUCAACAAAAUGAUACAAUAUGGAUAUUUUAAGAAACUUUUUUAUUGUUUAUAUCUACUACUUUCAUCUAGACCGUUUUUCAGAUCACUGUGGUGCUGAAAGAGUUGACAUAGAACAAAUAAUUAUUUA